Aphanomyces astaci is the source of this 1849-nucleotide messenger RNA. RefSeq lists its product as hypothetical. The record is from RefSeq and is a predicted model, not a curated record. The coding region runs from base 25 to 1830 and encodes 601 amino acids. NCBI's taxonomy places the organism in Eukaryota, Oomycota, Saprolegniomycetes, Saprolegniales, Verrucalvaceae. Gene Ontology annotation, molecular function: protein binding. The transcript has 11 exons.
UGCAAGUUGGGCCCCCCGAGUUGUAUGGAGGCCCCGACGAACGAAGCCAGCCAUAUCCGCGCCUUGUACGACGACCUGCGGGACGGCGAUGAAGGCAUCGACUUGGCUGGGUUUCUAAAGCCGCUGUACUUUCUACAGCACCACGGGUUUACCCUUCUCGACGCCAAGGCCGUGUUUGACGUUGUCAAGGGGAAUGCCAAGCCGCAGCUCAACUUGCGCGAGUACGGCACGGCCUUGACCAAAGUAGCCAAGCUCAAGUACACGGCCAACCCCCGCACGGUCGCGCGGUUGGUCGGCGACAUUGACGCGUUUCGGAAACGAACACAACUCGACUCGUUUGCAGACGUGGUCGACGGCGUCCUGUACGACCCCUUGCGUCUCAAGCUCAUGAAGCCCGCACCGUUGUGCGUGCUAGAAGCAUAUAGCAAUGUCAUUGAACAGUCGUUCAACAUGUAUUGCAAGGCGCCGUCAGUGGCCACCGGCAAUGUCAACACCAGAAGCAGCAGCAAUAGUUGUCUUGACUUGACGGACGAAGGCUUUUACGACUUUUUAGUCGGGUACUUUCUCAGCCCAGACUAUAUUUCGGCCGACACGGCAACAUCUAUCAUGACAAGCGUCACAUCCACGUUUGCCGUGAGCCACACGAGCGCCACCAGCUCCUCCGACUCGUCGACCUCUUCGUCCAUGGUAUUGCCACAGUUUGUAGAAGCGCUGUGCCGCGUGGCGCAGACGCUGCACGGCAAGCUCCUCGAGGACAACCACGGGUCCAUCCGCAACACAAUCGACACUUGUCGACUGGAGCACAGCAUCAAAGUCAUGUUCGACACGAUGCAAGUGCUGCCCAACGGCACCACGGUCAAGUCGGCGUCCCACGUGCCGCAGAAGCAGGUCCAAAGCAACUUGGACGCGAUGCUCACCGAUAUCCAGUCCCACAUGGGCACGCUGUCGCUGCGGACGCGCAAAGUUCUCCAACGACGCGCCGACGACCUGAUGGGGGACGUGGUGGAUGUGACCAGCGAAGCCAAGGCCACGACUAGUAGUAGCACCAAGCCCACGUCCAGUCUGUCGUCCGCCGUUGACGUGAUUGUCAUUCGCGACGUGCUGGCGGUCCCAGACUUUCCCCCCAACGUCGUGCACAAGGUCGAAGGCGCGUUUGCGUACCAAAACAUGGGCCAAUACGAGAUGGCAUUGGCGCAGCUACACGAUGCCGAAGACGAGCUCGUGGACGUCAGUCCAUUUCGAGUGCUGGACACGGACGCGUCGCUGUUUUUCACUCUGGCCAGAGGCAACAUCUACGACAGCCGACAGCGUGACCUCGACGCACUGCAAACGUACGCCGAGGCGCUGGCCAUCGCCGAGAGCCUCCCAGAGAGCCAUCCCGGGCGUGCGCUCGCGUUGAGCUGCCUCGGGUCGGUCUGUUACUACGCCGGCAACAUGCUCGUGGCACUCAAGUGCUUUGACAAGGCCCUCACGCUAAGAGAAUCGUUGUUUGGGGAAGAGCACGUCGACACGGCAACGUCCCUCAACAACCUGGCGUGCUGCCUCCAUGCGAUGGGCGAGGUGGACGCGGCCGCCAUGUUCUUCCGGAGUGUGCUGCAUGUAUUCAAGCUCGGCUUUGGACUCGCGCAUCCCCGCAUAUCUGUGGCCAUGAAGAACCUCGACACAGCCCAGCGCCACCAAAGCCGACUGAUACAAGACCGCGCGCACGUGAAAAAUCGAGACGAUAUGAAACAUAUCAUUGCCGGGAGCAAGUUUCAAAUCACGGCGUUCGAACGGCCGACCGCGCCGUUGAAAACGAAAAAGAAAAAAGGCGGCAAAAAGAAAAAGUAGACGUCUUGGUCGCAUAUAU